CCCCAUGGCGCUCUCUACUACCAUGCUGGGUUUGAUAAUUUGUUACAGCGGCCACACAUAACUCAUAGACUGUAUUUACAGUUAAGUAGUUUAUUAAGGAAAUAACAGAGUACAACUUGGGGUCAGGAUCAGGAAGCAUGUAGACAAAGUCUGAAAGGCUCCCGUGAAGAGGAGAGCACUUCCCUCCCUUCUUCAGUGCAGGACAGCUCUCGCAGCUCCUCCAGGCUGUGCAAGGAAGCAGGCCCUCUCUCUGCUGUGCAUGCGCUAUCUCAGCCGUGCAGGCCUCUUCUCAACCCCCUCAGGACAGAGUUCUUCUUAGUCCCCUCAAGACAGACCUCCUCUCUGCCCCCUCAGGACAGACUUCCUCUUGCCUCCCUCAGGAUAGGCUCUGUCUCUGCCUUCAGCCACCAUCCCCUCCACUGCUGGCUGACCCAGCUCUUAGCUGGUAUAUCCGUUUUGUCUAGCUUUCUUAGCUGCGUUCCUUCUAGCAGUUCCUGCUCUCACCACCGACUCUGCUGAAGGGCCCCUUCCAGGCCUGUCAUCACCAGCUCUGCCUCAGGGUCCUUUCCGGGUCUGUCACCACUGGCUCUGCCGCAGGGCCCCUUCCAGGCCUCUCGCUGCCUUUGUGUUACAGCCCUUGACCCUUGUUACAGUUCUUUUAGGAGGUUUUUCCACCUCCUCUCUCUCUGCUUCUUCUGCCUUCUUGACUGUUUGCCUUUUUAACUUUUUGCAGCAGUAAGCAAACUCCUGGUCAAUUUCAAGGCCUGGCCCUCCCACCAGGGCCAAAACUGACCAAUCCCCUCUCGAUAGGCCACAGUCACUUCAUCUGCAUAGUAGGUAUCAUGGAUUGAAUUAUGUCCUCCCAAAAAUGUGUAUAUCAAUUUGGCUGGGCCAUGAUUCCUGGUAUUGUGUGAUAGUCCUGUAUGUUGUAAAUCCUGCCUCUAUGAUGUUAAUGAGGGAGGAUGGGUAGCAGUUGUGUUAGUGAGGCAGGCCUCAGUGUACAAGAUUGGAUUGUGUCUUGAGGCAAUCUCUUGGGCUAUAAAAGAGAGAAGCGAGCAGAGAGACAGGGAGACCUCAUACCACCAAGAAAGUAGUGCUGGGAGGAGAACCUGUCCUUUGGACCCAGGGUCCCUGCACAAGGAAGCUCAUAGUCCAGGGCAAGAUUAAUGAGAAGGCUGACGGAGAGAGAAAGCUUUUCCCUGGAGCUGACACCCUGAAUUUGGACUUUUAGCUUACUUUACUGUGAGAAAAUAAACUUCUCUUUGUUAAAGCCAUCCACUUGUGGUAUUUCUGUUAUAGCAGCACUAGAUAACUAAGACAGUAGGCUAUAGUCACUUCAUCUGCAUAAGUAUAUUGACUAAUGUCUGCAAGGUGGUAACAUAAACCAGUCACAGGGUAGGCUAUAGGCCAGGGCUAAACAAAAAGUAUCUAUGGUGGUUAAGAUUGUGUGUCACCGACACACAGCAUCAAACAACACACAAUAUCAAACCAUGAAGUUGUUUACAGUUUCCCCAGGGAAAUGCCAAUCAACUUGGACAAACUUGGACAAAAGUAACAAACUCUGUGGGGUAGAAAGCUAGGGCAAAGGUAAACUCCUCAGGGUUUAGGGGAAAAAUCUCUCAAACAGUUUUUCCAAAGAACCAAGGCAACAGCCCACCUAAAGGAAUUCAUUUUACCAUAGCACUCUGCCUCAGAUUAGUACUUUUGCCACUUCUGAAAUUAUUCAAAUAAUUUUGAUAGUUUAAUUUACCACUCUUCCCUUAUUUGUGCAAUUUUCAUAUAUUUUGCUGCUGUGCAUGUCUUUUCCCCCAUAAGACAUAAUAUUAUUGCCAUAAAAAUUCUAUCUUCAUUUAUAUUUAAUCAAGAAGGUUUUUUUUUCUUUUUCAACAUUUUAAAGAUGCCAUUCCAUUAUCUCUUGGCUUCCUUCGUUUCUCUUAGUCAGCCAUCAAUCUUCUGUUUCUCCUGGGAAGAAUUUGUGUGUGUAUAUAUAUAUAUUUAAAUUAUGUGUAUUUAUAUAUAUAUAUUUUUUUCUUCCCUCUAGCCAUGUUUGCAUUUUUCUCUUCAUCUUGGGUUUUCAGCAGUUUGAGUAUGAUGUGUCUAGAUGUGGUUUUCUUUGAAUUUAGCCUGCGUUGACUAUGUAGAGUUUUUUGAAUCUGUAAUUUGGUGUCCUUUGUAAGGUUUAGAAAAUUCUCAUUUAUUGUUUAAAUAAUUUUUUUUGUCAUUGUUUCUCUCCUCUACUUUUCAUACUCUGAGUACAUAUAUGUUAGACAUUUUCACUUUUUCUCACACCUCUCUUAUCUUACUCAUCUGCAUUUUUCAUCCCUUUUUUUUGUUCUGUGUGCCAAUUUGUAUAUUUUCCAUUUACUUGUAUUUCUGUUUUUCUGUAUCUAAUCUGUAUCAAAACCCAUUUGCUGAAUUCUUAAUUUCAGUUAUUGUGUUUUUUAUUUCUAGAAUUUGUUUUCACGUUUAAAAUGGAUUCCAGGUCUCUACUGACAUCAUCAACCUUCCCUUUAUUUUCAUGAAUGUAUUAAUCAUAAAAUCUAUGUUUCGUAAAUGUAAUAUGUAAAUCACAUGAGGGUCUGUUUCUGUUGUUUGUUUUUCCUCUUGGUUUCUCAUCAGUUAUUACCAUUUUUAUAGUUUGCCUUUUUAUUUUUGAUUGGGUGACAGACAUUGUACUGAGAAACUGUAGAGACUGUAGGUGUUGUUGCCUUCCUUCAAAGAGUGUUAAUGUCCUUCAGCAGUCAGAGGGUCGGGGAUAGAGGUAGCCCAGCUGAGGGCUGGUUUUAGACUUGUUAAGGCCGGUCAGUUUCAGUUUUGCCCUUACCGUUGGGAUGCACUGCCUGCACUCCGAGUUUUGUUUAAUGUAUGUUGAUAUUUCUGUUUCUUAAGUUAUGUGACCUUGUAUGUGCGGGGCAAUUCUGCUCUGUCCUGUAGGGUUGCUAUGGGUCGGAAUCGACUCGACGGCGCUGGGCUUACUGGGUUUGUAUGUGCAGCUCUGUUUCUGUUCCCUAUUCUGUUCCAUUGGGUUUCACCAGUACUGCACUUUCUUGAUUAUUAUGGCUUUAUAAUAGAUCUUGAUGGCUAUUGGUGUAAGUUCUCAGCGUUCUUCCUGAGCCUGCAUUUUCAUGCGUGUUUUAGAGUCAGCUUUCCCACACUCACAAAAUAACCCCCUGGGGUUUUGCUUAGAAUACAAAUUGCGUCUAAAGGUCAAUUUAGGGAGAAUUGACAUGUCUAAAGUAUUUGAACUUUUCAGUCCACGAACAUGGUCUGUCUCUUCACUUAUUUAGCUCUUCUCUCAUUUGUCUCUCUAUAUAUUAGUGUAUGUCUUGAAUGAGUUUUAGAUUUAUUUCUAUUUGUUAUCUUUGAUGCUAUUUUAUAAUUUAUUUGCUGUUUAUUUUAUGCUGGUAUGUAGAAAUUUAUUUGAUUUUUUUGGUAUGCUGACUUUGUUAAAUUUACUUUGAUUCUAGUUCUUUGUGUAUAGAUGUAUGCAGUCAUGUUGUCUGUGAAUAAUGAGUGUUACUCUUUCUAGCUCUUAAGCCCUUCUCAUUUUUUUUCCUUGCCUUGUUACAUGGGUUGGGACCUUGAGUGUAGUGUUGAAAAAAUAGUAAUAGUGGGCUUCCUUGUCUUAUUCUCUGUACCAGGGGACAGCUGUCAGUAUUUCACCAUUACAAAUGAUGUUUGUUGUAGGCUUCUUGUAGAUAUUCUGUUGUGUUUAAGUUCCUAUAAAUCCCAUUUAUUGAGUUGAUUUUAAUUAUUUAGUUGUAGCAUUUUCAUUUAAAUACAUCUCAGUUCUGUAGUGAAAUUUACCAUCUUUUCAUAUAUUUCUUUUAUUUUCGCUUCUAUUUUCUUGACUAUAUUAAUCGUUGUUAUUUUAAUAUCCUAGUUUGUUAGCUCCAGUAUCUAGAUGGCCUGUGAGUUUUAAGUCUGUGUGUUCAUUUGGUUUUUUCUUUCCUCUUGAUUGUCUGGUUGUAUGGCCUUGUUUCUAGGGAUCCUAGAAAUUUUUGACUAAAUGCUGGAGUAGUAUGUUAAAGCAUUGUAGAUGCUCCACAAGAUGAUAUCUUCCUCUGGAAAAAGCUCAUCCUUUCUUCUGCUAGAAAGGUAGAGUGAGGAUUGGUCCCCUCAAUCCAGUCAGGUAGUUAAUCAGAUCAAGGCUGGGUUCUUUGAGCGAGGCACCUCUACCCUGGUUCCUUUCAUCUCAGAGCCUGGAUUGGUCACCAGGCCUUCUCUCCCUAGAGGCUUCUAAGUUCUGAUUUUUGUGUUAUCAGUCCCCUGAAAGUAUGGAACAACUCUGCUCUACUUUUCAGAAGUUUCCUCUUAGCUUUUUGGCCUUCUAUCAUAUACAGAUUCAGAAUUUGACAAAUGUCAUGAGGCGAAAAGCAGCCAUAUGUUUUAAGACUUCUCAUGUCUCUCAUUUUGUCACUAUAGCCUUGUCAGACUGCCCGAGGUUCCACUUGUUUCUGUCUCCUAGCCGUGGCUCUCUGCUCAGGGCCAACCUUAGUCCUCAGCCUCCUGCCUGUGCCCAGAAUUGCCAACUGCUCCCCAGAGAAAAAGCAGCUUCAGAUCGUCAGCUCCCUUCCCCACAGUUCUCCCCUCUCUGAAUCUUAGUCCCUCAUGUCCUUAUUGCUUUGGUAACUCUCGGAUGCCUUUAAAGAGAUGGUUUUUGUAUUUAAUCUGGCUUUUCUAGUUCUCAGAGGGAUUAUUGGUUUGUCACAAGCUUUUUAUCCUACUUGGAGGUAGAGCCUCGACAGUUUUGAAGUUAUGUAGCUCCUUGCAUUGAUUUGGCAUUAAUUUCACUACAGUCUCACUGACCUGUGUGGUGUUUCUCUAAAAUAAAAAUUUACUUCUUUGGUUAGUGUAGAACAAUGUCUUAAAAGUUGCCUACUUUGACCCCCCCACCAGUAAGGCUAUUUCCACCCCCACCCCCCAUUUUUCUGCUUACUGUUUGUAUUUCCUCUUUUGUGAAUUGUUUCUUUCUUUUGAGACCAUCCCAAGUGUGUAUCUUCCUAAGCCGUGUGGCAAGUUUGUUUCUGUAAAGUUUUCUGAUGCAGUUAUAACCUAUAGAAAUCCUGGGAAGAAGGUUCUGAAAGAAUGUACUACAAGGAAUCGGGGAACUCAAGGGCAGGGUUUUUUUUGUAGUUUGGGUCUUUUUUGUUUUCUUGUACAUUUAUGUUGUUAGCCUCACUUCAUAGACCAGCUUUUGGAGACGCUUUGUGAGCUCGUGGAGCUCCCAUUCAGGUCCACCUCACUCUCACUUCGUCCAGCGUGAAUUUGGUUGACCUGGCGUCAGUUACCUACCCUCCUGUUCACUGUGGCGACAGAUGUAGAGAUGGGUCCUCUCCUUAUUGGUGAUGGAAGGAAGGCAGGGUUUCUAGGAGGUAGGGAUGGCAGUGGAGAGGAAAUGACUGCUACCUGGUAGAACAGGGGGUGUGCUAGGUGCAGUAUAGACUGUUUCAGAUUCAGAAAUGUAAGUCAUAGACCUUUAUCUGCAAUUCAGAAGUCUAAAAAGCUCUGAAAACAGUUCCUGAGUUGUGGCAUGUUCAUUUGUUGGCAAAACCGACUAGAAUGAACUACCCUACUUGCUUUGGAUUCUUAUGUUUCAUUGCAAAUGUUACUGUGAUAUAGGGCGGUGUUAUAUUGGGGGUGUCCUGUAAUAUAUGACAUGUGCAUUGUAUUACCUUACUAAAAUAUGUAAAGUUCUAAUUUGAGAAAUACAUCUGUUCCCAAGGGUUUUAAUUUAGUGAUUUGUAGACAUAUAUUUCUUUCAAAGGACUUGGGUGCUUACUGUGUAAGGAGGUGAAUACCUUGGCAAAGAAAAUAGAUCUGACCCCCCAGGCCUGAUGGAGCUUUCAGCCAGUACAGUGAAUUUAGAGUCUACUGGGUACCUAAUUCAAAUAAUCCCAGAAACAAAACCCUCCAAACACACCAGUCUUCAUUCUUAGAAAUACAGCAGGAUGUGUAUGUUAUCGAUCUUAAAUAUUUCCAAUAGGAGAAAUCUGUAUACUUAUUAAAAUACUUAGGAUUGUGAAUAAUGAAUACUGAAAGAGAAAAGAGCCCUAAUUUGUAGGCAAAACCAACAAAGGAAUGAGAUGUACCAUACUGAGGCAUGUUAGAUACAGUCCAGUAUUUGUAUAAAGAGAGACCAGGUUUGAAUACUGAGAAAAUGCAUUAUCCAUGGAUUCCAGAAGCCUAUGUAGGAGAAAUGCGGGCUAAACUGAACAGUAAGGAUUUGGAUUAUCAUUUCGAUCCCAUUUAGCCAGUUUUUGGAAUAAUAACACUUUCAGUGUUUUAAGAAGGGGCUCCACAUACCUAAAGUUAGCUUUUCCUAACAGCUUAUCAGCAUGUUUAGAAAGUAAACUUGUUAUAAUUGAAAUGGUUUUCUUUUGUGGUAGUUUUUAUGUGGUAAUACUCAGUUUAUCAUACUUUAUUACACUGUUUUUUUUUUUAAUUUUAGGAAGCUGUAGUAAUGUAGUCAGUUUCUUCUUUGCAAAAGCGUUUUUUAAAACGAUUUAUUUUUACUAAUUUUGUUGAAGUAUGCUUUUUAUAUAAUUUCGUAAUGACAUGUUGUCGUUAGGUGCCGUAGAGUCGAUUCCAACUCAAAGUGAUGGUAUGUACAACAGAAUGAGACACUGCCCGGUCCUGCGCCAGCCUCAUGAUCAUCGUUAUGCUUGAUUCCGUUGUUGCAGCCACUGUGUCAGUCCGUCUCAUUGAGGGUCUUCCCCUUUUUCGAUGACCCAGUACUUUACCGAGCAUGAUGUCUGUCUCCACGGACUGAUCCCUCCUGAAAACAUGUCCGACAGUAUGUGAGACGCAGUCUCGCCAUCCUUGCUUCUAAGACCGAUUAUGGUUGUACUUCUUCCAAGACAGGUUAGUUCGUUCUUCUGGCAGUCCAUGGUAUAUUCAGUGUUCUUCGCCAACACCACAACUCAAAGGCGUCAGUUCUUCUUCGGUCUUCCUUAUUCACUGUCCAGCUUUCACCUAUGUAUGAGGUGAUUGAAAACACCAUGGCUUGGGCCAGGCACACCUUAGUCUUCAGGGUGACAUUUUUGCUUUUCUACACUUUGAAUAUGUCUUUUGCAGCAUACUGCCCAACCCAAUGUGUCUUCUGAUUUCUUGACGGCUGCUUCCAUGGCUGUUGAUUGUGAAUCCAAAUAAAAUGAAAUCCUUGACAAUCUCAGUCUUUUCUCCGUUCAUCAUGAUUUUGCUUAUUGUUCCAGUUAUGGGGAUUUGUGUUUUCUUUAUGUUGAGGUAUAAUCCAUAGUGAAGGGCAUGGUCUUUGAUCUUCAUCGAUAAGUGCUUCAGGUCCUCUUCACUUUAAGCAAGCAAAGUUGUGUCAUCUGCGCAACGCCAGUUGUUAAUGCAUUUUUCUCCAAUUCUGAUGCCCCGUUCUUCUUCACAGAGUCCAGCUUCUUGGAUUAUUUGCUCAGCAUACAGAUUGAAUAGGUGUGGUGAAAGGAUAUAACCCUGACGCAUACCUUUCCUGACUUAAACCACACAAUAUCCCCUUGUUCUGUUUAAAUGACUGCCUCUUGAUCUGUGUACAGGUUCCUUAUGAGCACAAUUAAGUGUUCUGGAAUUCCUGUUCUUCGUAAUGUUAUCCAUAAUUUGUUGUGAUCCACACAGUCGAAUGCCUUUGCGUAGUCAGUAACACACAGGUAAACAUCUUUCUGGUAUUCUCUGCUUUCAACCAGGAUCCGUCUGACAUCAGCAUUUAUAAUAAUAUAUAUAAAUGACAUAUACACAUCUGUGUAAGUAAUUGACCGUGUGUCCACCAAUAAAUGUUUCUCAGCCUUUUCAGUAACUGUCAGCUAACAGCACAUGGAUUUCAACCCCCACUCUUUUUUCCGCUUCGAGUCAGCAGUUUUAAAAUCCAAAAUGUAGAAGAUCAGUCUUGAAAAUAGUCUUGCAAGAGAAGCAAGCCAUAUAAAUCCAGCCAGCUCUGAUUAGUACGAUUCCCAAACUUUUUUUUUUUUUUUACGUUAAGCCAUACAGGAAGAAUCUGAAAUUGAAAUACAGUGAGAAGAGUUUUAGUAGGGAAGUGAAGCACUUUGGGAGAAGUAUCAUUUAGGAUAUAAGCAAACUGUUACCCUUUAGGUUUUCUUUCCCAGCCUGCUUUUAAUGAGGAUCUGUAUUUAACAUGGAAAACCCGUAGGUUGAUGCCCUCUUGUGGUCUGUUACCAAAAUUAAAUGGCACAAAUAGAAAUAAAUAAGUACUGAUGCUCUUACUGCAUUCUGAGUCAGAGUAUCAUUCUUUUAUAAAAUGAUUUUUCGAACGCGUCUUCCGAGGAAAAACAGCAAAGUGAUCAUGAAUGCCAUUUUCUGUAUAGUUUGUUGGCCCUGAAUUUAUCAAGUAAACAGUUUGUAACAGAAUAUGUAUGUCAGCUGGACACUGACGUAAAGAAAAGUGGGUUGUUUGGUGAGCUGUCCUUUGUUGUUACCUGAGUAUCUAACUUGAUUAGGUGUUUUAAGUGUCUUAAAAUAUGAUAAGAUGUGAUAGUAAUUAUGGGGCCAGCUCUCCUCCCCCAAACAAAUUCCCACUGCUUUCGUGGAUUCCAACUCAUAGCAACCCUGUAGGACAGAGUAGACCUGCCCCAUAGGGUUUCCAAGGAGUGGCUGGUGGAUUUGAACUGCCAACCUUCUGGUCAGCAGACAAAUACUUUAACCAUUGUGCCACCAGCUCUCCUCCCAAACAAACACUAGGAAACGGUGCUUGGGAAAUCUGUUGUAUAUACUUAGUCACUUGACCUGAAAGGGCCAGGAGCUGUAUGAGGCAUUGUAAGAAAUAAGAAUUUAUGUUAGUGAAUUGGUGAAUUUUUUUUUUUUUUUUUACAGUUUCUACAUGCCUCCUUCAGUGAUAUCGAUUACACUCUUUGAGUUGUGCAGCCAUUCUCACCCUCCUUUUCUGAGUUGUUCCUCCUCCAUUAACAUAAACUCACUGCCCUCUAAGGUUUCUGUCUAAUCUUUCAAGUUGCUAUUGUCAAUUUGAUACUGAAAUAGAUAGUUCUGAAAAGAGCAUAAUGCUCAAGGCAGACAUUUUCUACUUGUUAAGCUAAAUUAUUGUUUGGUUUUAAGAAGACUUUGGGGAGUGUUUUUGGUGUAAGUUUUAAAGAUUAUCUCAGGGCAGUGUUUUUAGGGGUUCAUCCAACCUUCAUGGCUCCAGGAGUCUGUAGUCCAUGAGGAUUUGAAGUUCUGGUCUGUAUUUUCCCCCUUUUGAUCAGGAUUCUUCUGUGGAAUCUUUGAUCAAAAUGUUCAGUAAUGGUAACUGGGUACCAUGCAGUUCUUCUGGUCUCAUGGCAAAGGAGGCAGUUGUUCGUGGAGGCAAUUAGCUGUCCAUUCCGUAUGGUCCUUCUGUGCCUGACCCUCCUUCCUUUGUUGUCCCAGGUGAAUAGAGACCAGUUGUUGUGCCUUAGAUGGGUGCUUGUAAGUUUUUAAGACCCCAGGCACUGUGCAGUGAAGUAGGAGGUAGAACAGAAGCACUAAACUUGUUAUUCAGCCGGUUAACUGGAAUAUCUCAUGAAACCGUGACUGUAAACCUCCAAACCAAGAAUCCAGAUCCCAUGAGGUUUUACAAAAGCAGCCUUAGCAGCUACUCUUUUUUUUUUUUUUUUGGUCAUUGUUGUAAAUGUGCCACUCACACAACUUUUGCCAAUUCAGCUUUUUGAGGAACUGCCAGACUGUUUUCCACAGUGGCUGUACCAUUUGGCAUUCGCACCAGCAAUAGGUGGUAGGGGUUCCUGUUUCCUCAGAUCCUUGCCCACGUUUGUUGUUUUCAGUUUUAUUUAUGUAUUUUUAUCUUAGCCGUCCUAGUGGGAGUGAGAUGGUGUCUCAUUGUGGUUUUGAUUUGCAUCUCUGAUGGCCAGUGAUGCUGAGGAUCUUUACAUGUGUUUGGUGGCUGUUUGUCCUCUUUGGUGAAAUGUCUGUCCAAGUCCUUUGCCUGUUUUAUGAUUGGGUUAUUUAUCCUUUUAUUGUUGUCGAAGUUUUGUAUAUAUUUUGUAUAGAUUCUUGUUGAAUAUAUAGUUUUUGAAGAUAUUUUCCCAGUUGGUAGCUUGUCUUUUCACUUUUUUUGUAAAGUCUUGAUUAAGAAAAGUUUUUAAUUUUUAUGAGGUCCCAUUUAUUUAUUUUGUCUUUUGCUGUUUGUGCUUUCAUUAUUAUAUUAGGUAAUCCAUUGUUAAAACCUUGGCCUGACAGCAUUGCCCCUGCUUGUUCUUCUAGGAAUUUUAUGGUUAUAGUUUGCACAUUCAGGUCCUUAAUCCAUUUUGAAUUUGUUUUUGUGUAUGGUGUGAGGCAUGGAUCCUGAUUCAUGUGGAAACCCAAUUUUCCCAGCACCGUUUAUUGAAGACACUCUUCUUUCCCCAUUGAAUGGACUUAGCACCCUUGUCAAAAACCAGUUGACUAUAGAUGUGUGGGUUUAUUUCUGGACUUUCAGUUUCAUUCCGUUGGUCUGUGUGUCCGUUAACAACGGUAGCAGACUGAUUCAUGUAACUGUAUAGUAAGUUUUAAAAUCAGGAAGUGAGUCCUCCCCCUUUGUUCUUCUCUUUCAACAUUGGUUUAGCUGUUCGGGCCCUGUUGCCAUUCUGUAUAAAGUUGGGGGUUGUUUUUUCUAUUACUGUAAAGAAGGUUGUUGGAAUUCUGACUGGGACUGUGUUGAAUAUAUAGAUCACUUUGGGUGGUAUUGACAUCUUAACAGUAUUAAGUCUUCAAAUCCAUGAGUGUGGAACAUCUUUCCAUUUAUUUUUGCCUUCUUUAAUCACUUCCAGUAAUGUUUUAUAGUUUUCAUUGUAUAAGGCCUUCAUGUCCCUAGUUAGAUUUAUUCCUUGGUGUGAAUUUAAGCUUAUUUACUUUUACUGAUAUUAUUGGCAAAGUCUUGUUUGUGUGUGACUGUGGAUUUGAGGAGGAAGAGGAGAAGUAGCAGCAGGAAGUGUUUUUCUAAGAAAGAAAGGCAGCAGAUGUAAAUAACUGCUUUGCUUCUGUUACCCAAUAAGUUGCGUGGUGGUUGGAAGCAGUCCAGUACAGUGAGUAUGGGUUUUGGAUUAGAUGGACCUGGUUUUAAAACUGAUUUCUUUCAUCUCUUACCAGUUCUUGUGUAAUAUUGCACAAGUUACUUGAUCUAUGAACACAGGUUUCCUCUCCUUUAAAAAGUUUAGGGUUAAAACCUACCCUAAUGAGCUGUUUGCAGCUUGAUUUUCAUCAUAUGAAUCACUUAGCUUAUACCCCUGUUAUUAUUGCUCUAGGGUGGGACAGGUUUGAGCUGUAAAGAGAGUGUACCAUGUGAUUUUGCAACUAGUGGGUUCUCAUCUCGGUAAAGACUUUUAAAGAUUGUAUUCUAAAAAGUUUUAAAUCAGCUGAUGGCCCUUUUUCUUCACUAUGGACUUGUUGCUGUACUACCACAUAAGUACAUAUUUUAUUAAUUCCUGUCUGUAAGUGCAGUCAUACUACAUUAAAGAAUUUACUAUGUAAAUUAUUUUAAUAGUUAAAGCCUACUAACCAAUUCUUUCUAUAAAAGUAAUAAAAUAAGAUUUUUUUUUCUUCAGGAGCAAUAAUAGGUUAUAAACACAUUUGCAUGUCUUGGCAGGCUUAACUUAAAAAAAAAACAAAACUAGUAUUGGUAGUAGAUAGUGCUCUUACUUUAAAAAGCUUUUGUGGUUUUUAUGCUUUGUUUUUCCCGAGUUGCCUGUAGAAGCAGGCCCCCUACCUUUUUUAAAAAUUUAUUUAACACUUAAAGGGAUUAACCUGAGUCUCUUUUCAGAAGAUACAAGAUUAUUUGGAGUUGUUUAACUUGACAGAAAAACAAGGUUUCUUUUUAAACCCAGGUGGUCACUAAAUGCCAGGAGAAAAUCCAGCAUUGGACGAAGGUAGAUAAUGACUAUAAUGCCCUCCAGGAAAGACUCAGUACAUUGCCUGAUAAGUUGUCGUAUAAUAUCAUGGUACCGUUUGGCCCCUUUGCCUUCAUGCCAGGAAAACUUGUCCAUACUAACGAAGUCACCGUUUUACUUGGGGACAACUGGUUUGCAAAGUGCUCAGCAAAGCAGGCUAUAGGCUUAGUCGAGCACAGGAAAGAACAUGUAAGGAAGACAAUAGACGAUUUAAAAAAAGUGGUGAAAAAUUUUGAAUCCAGAGUUGAAUUCACAGAAGAUUUGCAGAAAAUGAGUGAUGCUGCAGGUGAUAUCGUUGACAUAAGAGAAGAAAUUAAAAGUGACUUUGAAUUUAAAGUAAAACACCGAAUUGCUCAUAAACCUCACUCCAAACCAAAAACUUCAGAUAUUUUUGCAGCAGAUUUUGUCAGUGAUAUAAAAUCCAACGAAUUGGUUGCUGAUAAGGAACUGUGGGCUCGACUUGAAGAACUAGAGAGACAAGAAGAAUUGCUGGGUGAACUCGACAGUAGGCCUGAUACUGUGAUUGCAAAUGGGGAAGAUACAACAUCUUCUGAAGAGGAAAAGGAGGGUCAGAACCCAGAUGUGAACGUGGCACACGGAGAAACAGAUGUUGUCAUUCCCAGCAGUUGUCAUCAGGAUGUUACAAACUCAGAACUCAUCAAUGGUCCAGCGAGUAGUCAGCUGCAUCAUUCAGUGAAUGGUUCAGAUUCUUAUUACAGUAAUGACGAUGAUGAUGAUGAUGAAGAUGAUGAAGAUGGUGACAGUGAAGAUGAACAUGAUGCUUUAGGGGCUGGAGAUAACUCUGUACCAACAAUAUAUUUUUCUCAUACUGUUGAACCUAAAAGGGUUCGAAUAAAUACUGGAAAAAAUACCACUUUAAAAUUCAGUGAAAAGAAGGAGGAAGCGAAACGUAAACGGAAGAAUAGCUCUGGCACUGGUCAUUCUGCCCAUGAGCUGCCCACGAUCAGGACCCCUGCUGACAUUUACAGAGUCUUUGUUGAUAUUGUGAAUGGAGAAUAUUUUCCUCGUAAGUCAAUUCUGAAGUCUCGAAGCAGAGAGAACAGUGUUUGUAGCGACACCAGCGAAAGCAGUGCUGCUGAGUUUGACGACAGAAGGGGGGUGUUGAGGAGUGUUAGCUACGAAGAAGCCACUUGCACUGACGCCAGUGAGAACACUGUGGAAGGGGAGCAACAAGAAGAAGAUUAUCAAAGGAGACUUUCACCCAUACCCGGCACACCUGAGGCUUUUUCUGGAACUGUAAUAGAGAAAGAAUUUUUAUCACCCUGCUUAACACCACACCCAGCCAUUGCUCAUCCUGUGCUACCCACCAUUCCAGAACGAAAAGAAGUUCUGUCAGAAGUAUCCGAAGAAACUACCAAGAGAGUUUCAAAGUUCAAAGCUGCCAGAUUGCAACAGAAGAACUAGGCCCUGCCUGGGAAAUGGGAGUUCAUAUCCUAAAAGCUAGUUUUGCAUUUGUUUAGAAUACAUACAGCAAAAUGUGUUUCGUGUAGUUUGAAAUAAGGCAUCCUGAGUUAAUUUGGCAGCAAGCUGUCUUACCCUUAUCAGUGGUAUUAAAAAAUUAAAGUAAAUAUUUGAGUACUUUAAUAUUCCACUUGUUUUGUUAAUUUCCUGGAUAUUGUCAACACUCUUGUCUAAGUUUACCUUAUGAUGCAGUGGCAGCAUUUUGAAUUAUUAUAAAAGAAUACUGUUCAGAUGUAUUGUUUUUGUGUUUUGAACUAAAUAGAGGCAGUUUUGUAACAGCUGUGAUGUUGUGCAUACCAUAUGGACCAUUUUAAAGAAACUUUUAAAAUUUCAAAUAGAUUCAACAAUUAUAUUUCAUUACUUGCUUCAGCAUUUUAAAGGCACUUUAAAAAAAAAAAAAACCCUACUUCUCUGGUAGGUUUUGCAGCUAGG
Molecule: messenger RNA, 13784 nt
Organism: Loxodonta africana (African savanna elephant)
Lineage: Eukaryota; Metazoa; Chordata; Mammalia; Proboscidea; Elephantidae
Gene: URI1
Product: URI1 prefoldin like chaperone
Exons: 11
Coding region: 11919-13295 (458 amino acids)
Biological process (GO): negative regulation of phosphatase activity; negative regulation of transcription by RNA polymerase II
Molecular function (GO): transcription corepressor activity; phosphatase inhibitor activity; chromatin binding
Source: RefSeq, a predicted model, not a curated record